GUGCGACUGCCGUUAGUAUCGGCAACGGGAUCGCAAACAAAAAGUUCAGUUUCAGUUUCGUUGUUGUUUGGUUUGGUUAGUUUUAGUUGGUUAGUUGGAAUCUCAGGACGGCGGACUACCGGACUACGGAGAGACGGUAAACGGUAAACGGUAGUCGCGUUGUCCGGCGAAAGCGAAUCGAGCGUCAUUCUCUCUCCUUUUUUUCUCUCAGUGCAAAUGCAGACAACCCACUAUUUACCGUUAACUGUUGCAAGGGUUACAUUGCGUUCACACAAGUUACAUACAUUUGAAAUGCAAACGCCGCAAGAACGCAGCAUCUGUGAAAAGAAUAACAACAACGAACAGAGGAGCCGCAAGAGCAGGAGAAUCCGCCAUUAAAGCACUCGGAAGAAUCUGAAUCUGAAUCUGAAUCGAGCGCGCAGAAGAGAGAAGAAGAGAAGAAAGACAAGAUCCCGAUCGCAGCGUUGCGCCUCCUCAGCAGAAUCGGGGCAUCAAGAAGCUGCUGACACAACAAAAUUCUCAAAUGGAGACGAAGAAUCCCCCGCCGGUGACGAGCAGCUACCACCACCAGCGGGCGCCGCGCACCCCGGAGUCGUACUUUAAUGUGCCCGAAUCGGUGGCGCUGCUGAACAUCGUCAAGUCGGAGCGCAUCCAGAGCGCCUUCCAGUCGAACCGGAAGAACCAUGCCAGCGUGUGGGAGAUGGUCGCCGAGGUGCUCAACCGCUUCAGUGCCCGCAAGCGGACGGCCAAGCAGUGCUGCAAUCGGUACGAGAACCUCAAGAAGAUCUACACGCAGCUGAAGAAGAACCCGGAGCGCCACGUGCGCCGCAACUGGCCGUACAUGUUCCUCUUCAAGGAGAUCGAGGAGCAGCGCGGCGAGUGCUGGGGCUCCAACGGCAAGCGGCUGGCGCUGAUCUCCAAGAACCACAACGAGCUCUCCUACUACCAGCGCCGGCGGCAGGCGGCCGAGCUGGGGGUGCUGCUCAACAAGGACAACCUGACGCCGCACCAGCACAGCCUGCUGCAGAGCCUCAGCCAGAGCCAGAGCCACUCGCACGCCCACUCCACGGACUCCUCGCAGAGCGGGAGCAAACUGGAGCGCUUCCUGCCCAAUCACUUUGUGGAGGCCCAGCUCAACGAGGUGGCCUGCCCGGUCGGUGGCUCUGCGGCGGUGGCAUCCGGCGGCGGCGGUGGCGGCGGCGUCUUCGACGAGAAUCCCCUCCAGAUGCAUGUGGCGGCCGCCACAGCAGCCGCCGCCGCUGCCGCGGUGGCCGCCCACAAGCGGCACGAGCUCCAGAUGGCCAGUGUCGCCGGCGGCGGCGGCGGCGGAGGAGGAGUGGGACAGAUGGCCACCGAGGACGACGACGAGGAUGAGCCACAGCGGCCAGCAUUUAAAAACCACCUCCACGGCCUGGCACAUGGCCACGCCCUCGGGCUGGGCCACAAUCCCAUGGACGAUCCCGGCGAGGCGCCCGACUUCGAGAAGGACUGCAAUGGAGCCCUCAACAUGCACCACCAGAACAACAACCACCAUGACAACAACAUAUCCAUGAAGUCGGAGCCACUUUCUGAGGGCGAGUUCAAUCCGGAUGACAUCCAGCUGAUGCAAACGAACUACAAUGGGGCACAGAACUACUACUCACCGGGCCUGGACCCGAACAUACUGCACCCGGACGUGAUUGUGGACACGGACAACCUGUCCGACUGCUCCUCGUCCACCACGCUGAAGAAGAAGCGCAAGAUGUCCACCUCCACCGAUGGCGACAGCACCAACUACGAGCUGAUCGAGUAUCUGAAGCGGCGCGAGAAGCGCGACGAGGAGUUCCUCAAGCGGAUGGAUGCGCGCGAGGAUCGGCUGAUGAAUCUGCUGGAGCGCACGGUGGUGGCCAUUGAAACGCUGGCCGUGAGGCGGGCACUACCCUUUCCGGCGGUCCAGGAGAAGACGCCCACGGCAGCUGAUCCCUUUUCACCGCCCCCAGAAGCGCCGCCAGCAGCGCAGGUCAAUAACUCCGCGGAGCAGGGCAGUUCGGAACCGGAGGAUCAGGGAUCGGAGGCCAUUGAGGUGCCCGAUGACGGCGACAGCGGUGAGGAUCCCCACUGCCAGGAAAAGGCGGAAAAGGCAGUCGUCUUGAAAGGUGAAGAGACGUAGAA
Molecule: messenger RNA, 2151 nt
Organism: Drosophila takahashii
Lineage: Eukaryota; Metazoa; Arthropoda; Insecta; Diptera; Drosophilidae
Source: RefSeq, a predicted model, not a curated record